CGCGCAUGCGCGCCGUACUGAAAAGGCCUCGGAAUGAUCGGCACGGGUUAAAAGUGACAAGGUAUUUGUCUACGGGAAUCUCGAACACAACACGCCAGUUUUGCUGUCUCUGCCCAGAUAUUUAAGAAGUGGAGCAAGGGAUUCACUUGAUCAUCCUUCCUGGUCAGACUAUGGGGAGGGAUUUACUCGAUCAUCUGACUGACUGGCAUUCCCAUCAUUUUACACAGGGGGGAGCCCAUUCAUCUGCUCAGACAGUGGGAAUGGAUUCAGUCGGUCAUCUCAACUGAAGGUACGUCAGCAAGUUCACACUGGGACAAUUCACCUGUUCUGUGUGUGAGAAGGGAUUCAGUCAGUCUUCCCACCUGUGGACACACCAGUCAGUUCACACUGGACAGAGGCUGGUCAUCUGCUGAAUUUGUGGGGAAGGAUUCACUCGGUCAUCUGACCGAAUGGCUCACCAGCGAGUUCACACUGGGGAAUGGCUGUUGCCCUGCUCAGACUGUGGGAAGGGAUUCACUUGUUCAUCUAAGCUGAAGGUACAUCAGCGAGUUCACACUGGAGAGAGGCCAUUCACCUGCUUAGACUGUGGGAAGGGAUUCAUUCGGUCAUCUAAACUGAAGGUACAUCAGAGAGUACACACUGGAGAGAGGCCAUUUACCUGCUCCGACUGUGGGAAGGGAUUCACUGAAUCAUCUCAACUGAAGGUACAUCAGCGAGUUCACACUGGAGAGAGGCCAUUCAUCUGCUCAGACUGUGGGAAGGGAUUCACUUGCUCAUCUAAACUGAAGGUACACCAGCGAGUUCACACUGGAGAGAGGCCGUUCACCUGCUCAGACUGCGGGAAGGGAUUCACUUGCUCAUCCCAACUGAAGGUACAUCAACGAGUUCACACUGGAGAGAGGCCAUUCACCUGCUCAGACUGUGGGAAGGGAUUCACUUGCUCAUCUAAACUAAGGGUACAUCAACGAGUUCACACCGGAGAGAGGCCAUUCACCUGCUCAGACUGUGGGAAGGCAUUCACUUGCUCAUCUAAACUGAAGGUACAUGAGCGAGUUCACACUGGAGAGAGGCCAUUCACCUGCUCAGACUGUGGGAAGGGAUUCACUUGUUCAUCCCAACUGAAGGUACAUCAGAGAGUUCACACCGGGGAGCGGCCUUUCACCUGCUUGGACUGUGGCAAGGGAUUCACUUUGUCAUCUGAGCUACUGAGACACCAGUCAGUUCAUACCGGGGAGAGGCCGUUCACCUGCUCAGACUGUGGGAAAGGAUUCACUCGGUUAUCCGACCUACUCGUACACCAGCGAGUUCACAUUGGGGAGCAGCCGUUCACCUGCUCGGACUGUGGGAAGGGAUUCACUUGCUCAUUUAAACUGAAGGUACACCAGCGAGUUCACACUGGAGAGAGGCCAUUCACCUGCUCAGACUGUGGGAAGGGAUUCACUUGCUCAUCCCAACUGAAGGUACAUCAGAGAGUUCACACUGGGGAGAGACCAUUCACCUGCUUGGACUGUGGGAAGGGAUUCACUUUGUCAUCUCAGCUGUUGAGACACCAGUCAGUUCACACUGGGGAGAGGCCGUUCACCUGCUCAGAAUGUGGGAAGAGAUUCACUCAGUCAUAUACCCUGAAGGCACACCAGUCAGUUCACACCGGGGAGCGGCCGUUCCCUUGCUCGGACUGUGGGAAGGGAUUCACUUGCUCAUCUAAACUGAAGUUACAUCAGCGAGUUCACACUGGAGAGAGGCCAUUCACCUGCUCAGAAUGUGGGAAGGGAUUCACUUGCUCAUCUAAACUGAAGGUACAUGAGCGAGUUCACACUGGGGAGAGGCCGAUCACCUACUCAGACUUUGGGAAGAGAUUCUCUCAGUCAAAUCAACCAAACGUGCAUCAUUGAGUUCACACUGGGGAGAGGCCUUUUACCUGCUGUGAAUGUGGGAAGCGAUUCACUCAGUCAUCUAACCUCAUGUAACUCUCGCUUCGGCUAGCAGCUUAAUAUAGGGGGUGAUAGCCCCCAGCUCGGCCAAACUCAUCUGAAAUCUCAUUUGGGUGGAUGCUGCGUGAUGAGUCAUCUGUUACAAAUCAGUACCCCGAAAUAACAAACGGUACACAAUAUGUGAUUAAAUGAUUGAGCUUUAUAAUUCUUACUUUGACUCUACGGUUAAUGAAGCAAACAAAAAAAAGGAAAAGGGCCCACUCUCACCAUUCGCGUUUUCUCAUCUC
Molecule: messenger RNA, 2218 nt
Organism: Mobula hypostoma (lesser devil ray)
Lineage: Eukaryota; Metazoa; Chordata; Chondrichthyes; Myliobatiformes; Myliobatidae
Product: zinc finger protein 229-like
Exons: 2
Coding region: 450-1892 (480 amino acids)
Biological process (GO): regulation of gene expression
Cellular component (GO): nucleus
Source: RefSeq, a predicted model, not a curated record